AUGCUUCACAAGCUGGAAACAGCCCUCAAGGAGUUCUUCCAGCUGAGGGAAAUGGAAGUACCGUCGUCGGAAGAGAGGCUAAUUUGGUCCCUCAAUCGAUUCCUUGCGGCCGCUGCAAAGAAAUACUACCCUGCUCGAAUUGUGAUCGUGAUCGAUGGUGUUUUUGCCAUCAAGGGGCUGGAAAUGCCUGCUGGAGCUCUUCAUUGGUUGCCAACCGAACUCCCGGCGGGCGUGAGAUUUAUCGUGUCCACGAUAGCAACCACAGACAAGGGUGGUACACCAAAGCCGCACAGAACAUACCUCGAGCUUCUGCGGCGGAAAUGCCCAGUCCUCAUGAUGGAGGCCAUGAACGGUGAAUGUCAGGAAGCUAUCAUCGGUGCGUUCAUGCAAAUGCACCCAAACCAGAUCCAGCUCACCAAGGAGCAGAUCAAGCGGAUCAUUCACCUGGAGGUGCAGUCCAAGCCAAUGUACCUCCGGACUUUACUAUACGCACUCCGCCAAGGAGUAGCGCUGGAAUCGGGGGAGCCAGUCCCCAAGCCUCCGUCGCCAAGUGUUGCCACGGCGGCAGAAGCCGCCCCCGGGGUUGAUGCCUCCAGUACGGGUAGGGUCGCUUCCAAUCCGGACGGCACUGCUGGAAAGGUGCCGGACCGGCUGCUGGACUUAUAUUUGUCGUCGGAAGACAGCAUUUCGCUCACGUCCAAGGUGCUGGACGUGUAUGCUGCGUAUGUGGACCGGGGAGAGAUGGGGGCCAGCAUUAUGGGUGCGGUUUUGUCCGUCUUAUACGCAGCUCGGAACGGUCUGAUGGAUUGCGAGGUCUGGGGAGCGGCCGAGAUCAAUCUGGGGUACGAGCUUUCGGAGGACCACAAGCGGGUGCUUCUACUGGUGCUUACGGAUAAUACGAUGUUGGUUCAAGGGCAGCGCAGUUUCAGCCACGAGGAGUUCCGUGGCGUGGUUUACUCCAAAUACAUCCAGAGCCCAGAAACAAUGGUUCGUUUGCACAUACAGAUGGCGCGCUACUUCGCGCGGCUCCCUGCUUCCGACCGAAAGGUGGAAUGUCAACCCUAUCACCUAGAAGCUGCCGGAUGCUGGAACAAGCUAAAAAAUUGCCUCGUCGACAUCGAUAUGUUCGGUAUUUGGUGGACUCCUAAUCACAAAAAGGAGUUUGUUGCACUGUGGGCAAGUCUCACUAACGCCAACAACAAGGAUCUGGGAUCUCUUGGGGUGCCGUUUCUGAGUGUUGACGAAGAUGGCCGCAGUGUGUUGAACAAGCCAUUGCUGACAGAGACCAAGGAGGACGACAAGCCUGCCGGCGUUGACCAGCCACCCAAACCGAACGAAGAUUUCCCGGACUGCACGACGUACUUCUACCACCGGUGGAUGUGGAUACAGUUCCCCUGGGUGGCUCUGGCCAACUGUGGAGAGAAGUACUUGAACGGGAUCUCCUUAAAAGACCAAACAGAUUCGCUCGGCGUCGGGAGAAUGACGAAGCAACUAAAAAAGAAGGGAUUGGGGAAACCUAUGCCAGGAGUACUUUCAGACUCCGGAAGCGUUACACAAGCAGGUGCCAGAGGUCGCAAGGGUGGGGCAGACAAAUCCGUUGAGCGUGGUGGUCGCGGAGGUGCCAAGGGCCACAAGAGCGCAGAGGACGAAAGACUCCAAAAUGGCGGAGAGCCCAGUUCACCUUCCAGACUUCCAGGUAUUGCAUCGCAGUUGUCGCCUGCGAGGGCUGCUAGACGAAGGCGAUCGCUCAAAAGAGGUCCCAGCGAGGGGGGCUCCGCGGACGAAGACAGCAACUACUGGACCAAGAUGAUGGGUGUAAUACGCGGGGAGAUCCAAGAGUACAGAUCCGAGCUGGAUUCUUUGACGAUAAAAAGGGUGCAAAUGGAGAGGAAGUUAAAACAGGUCACCGACGAGGCCAGCCAGAUGUCGGAACUUGCCGGUGCGAAGCAAAAGGGCGAAGAUAAGGUUGCUCACGUCCUGCGAAGGGAAGCCAAGGUGACGAAAUCGCACGCCCACGCUAGGCUACUUGCGAAGAACUACAAGUGUCUCCUGCUCAUGUGCGAGAGACAUCCCGCCCACUCAAAGUUGAACUUUUCCAUGUCAACGGAAGAUGGGGCUUCCACCAAGCGGCACAAGGCCCAUGCGAUGCUCGGGCAGCUGCGAGAAGGGGGUGGUGUUGACGGCGUGGAAAGUGGAGGCACCGAAGGGUGGGAGGAGGCGUGGGCAUUGAUUCGAGCGAGUACGGGCAUCGCAGAUCCCGACCUGUUCAUCCAGAAACACCUCAACUGCGACCACUUAGAGACCCAGCUUAUGGAACUCAAACAGGUCAGCGAGUCACGUUUGAGCGACCUGAAAAAGGAAAGUACUCAGUUGGAGGAAGAGCUCGAGCAGACAAGGUACAACUCGCUUUCGAUAGGCGGCAACAAGGAGGCCAGAGAUUUACACCAACGCCUCAAUGAAGCACAGGUGAGACUGAAACGAUCAAAGGAGAGGUCAGACGCCAUGGAGAACCUGCAGAGGCAUACCGUGUCUGGCCUGAGACACAUCUGCGAUCUCCUCGGAGCACCCGAGUCCGAAGACGACGCCCAUGUGGCUGAGAUGGUGCGCGUUGCACAACAGCUGAUCGGUUCGAGGGGCAAGAGCGACAGGGAUGCCGCGUCGGCGUCGGCGUUCCCAGAGAUUGACAGCCUCGCGGAGGAAGGCACGUCCGACACGCACGGGUGGUUGUGCAAUAGUACGUAG
This is a messenger RNA of Ectocarpus siliculosus, 2742 nucleotides long. Lineage: Eukaryota; Phaeophyceae; Ectocarpales; Ectocarpaceae. The record is from the annotation of a GenBank genome assembly.